Strongylus vulgaris is the source of this 324-nucleotide messenger RNA. The record is from the annotation of a GenBank genome assembly. Lineage: Eukaryota; Metazoa; Nematoda; Chromadorea; Rhabditida; Strongylidae.
AUGCAGCAAGACGCGCAUGAAUUUUUGAACUACUUGUUGAACACCGUUUCUGAGACUUUAAUAGAGGAGAAAAAUGCCGAAAGAGAGCGUAUGAUGAGGAAUGGGACACUACGUAAAGGUACUUUAGGAACAGAUCGAGGUCGAGAUGAAGCGAGCGGGUCCUCAUCGAAGACUGAUACAACCUGGAUUCACGAAAUUUUUCAAGGAACUUUGACUAAUGAAACCCGUUGCUUGUGUUGUGAGACUGUGUCUAGCAAAGAUGAGGACUUUCUUGAUUUGUCCGUGGAUAUAGAUCAAAAUGCUUCAAUCACUCAUUGUUUGCGA